Molecule: messenger RNA, 1095 nt
Organism: Anoplophora glabripennis (Asian longhorned beetle)
Lineage: Eukaryota; Metazoa; Arthropoda; Insecta; Coleoptera; Cerambycidae
Product: haloacid dehalogenase-like hydrolase domain-containing protein 2
Exons: 4
Coding region: 100-1002 (300 amino acids)
Biological process (GO): dephosphorylation
Molecular function (GO): phosphatase activity
Source: RefSeq, a predicted model, not a curated record
UUAAACAACUUGAGCUACGAGCACUAUCAUAGAUUAUAGGUUACGAUUUUAUUAUUGAUUAGAAUUCCAAACCAAAAGAAUUUUUUCGAGUUCUGUCAAAUGUUAACUCAAACUCUUAACACAAUCAAACUCGAGCUAUCCGGGUUUGAUGUGGUUUGGCUCGCCAAAAAAACCCUUAUUACAACUUUUGUUUUGACAUUUUCAUUUUCUAUUUUGAUUUUGGAUAUUGCGAAAAUGAUUAGAGCAGUGUUAAUAGAUUUAAGUGGGACUCUACAUAUAGAAAAUCAAGCAGUACCUGGCUGCGCUGAAGCAUUAAAAAAGUUAUUGCAGAAAAACCUCAUUGUCAAAUUCGUAACAAACACAACAAAAGAAAGCAAAAGGAUCCUUCACGACAGAUUAAUAAAUCUUGGCUUCGAUGUAGACAAAAAUGACAUUUUAAGUUCUCUGGGUGCUGCUGGAUGCUUAAUCGAACAACGAAAACUAAAACCAAUGUUAAUGCUGUCUCCAGAAGCUCUAGAAGACUUUGAAGGCUUAGCAUGUCCUCUAAAUGAAACCCCCAACGCCAUCGUUAUCGGCCUUGCGCCAACCGAGUUUCAUUACGACAGGUUAAACGAAGCUUUUAGAUAUCUUAACGCUGGUGCGCAACUUAUUGCAAUACAUGCCGGCAAGUAUUACAAACGAAGUGACGGAUUAGCAUUGGGGCCAGGGUGCUUUGUUAAAGGAUUAGAAUAUGCGGCACAGUGUACUGCGGAACUUGUCGGAAAGCCCAAUAAAACGUUUUUCCUGUCUGCUUUGGGCAAUGUACCUCCUACAGAUGCCGUUAUGAUAGGAGACGAUGUCACAGAUGAUAUCCUAGGAGCGAUGAAUGCAGGAUUGAAAGGGUAUUUGGUGCAAACUGGCAAAUAUAAAACGGGAGACGAAGACAAGAUAAGCCCAGCACCGACAGCAGUACUUCCUAGUUUUGUCGAGGCGGUGGAUAAGAUUUUAGAGCAAAUCGAUUAGAAGAUGAGGGUAAAUAGUAGGAAAUCAUAUUUAUUUAUAAAUAAGUAUUGUGUUUAGGACUUUUUUUAUUUAAUAUUGUAUUAUAUAAAAUUA